Molecule: messenger RNA, 675 nt
Organism: Hemiscyllium ocellatum (epaulette shark)
Lineage: Eukaryota; Metazoa; Chordata; Chondrichthyes; Orectolobiformes; Hemiscylliidae
Product: C-type lectin Cal-like
Exons: 6
Coding region: 105-632 (175 amino acids)
Molecular function (GO): signaling receptor activity
Source: RefSeq, a predicted model, not a curated record
GCAGGAGGGCCCCUCCUUCAAGGAUAUCUUCAGACCCCCACGUUGUUGAUUCCCAUGUGGUCUGGGCGAGCAGUUGAUUUGAGGAGAGGCACUUCACCUCAGCCAUGAAGCUGAUUGGAGUUUUGCUGCUGAGUGUAUUGCUCAUCAGUAAUGCGGCAGAUGCUCAACUGACACUGAAUUCAACACGUAUGGAUCAGGACCUGGAGAAACGUAGCCUCAAUGGCAAAGGGGAUUGUCCUGGUGGUUUCGUUUAUUUUGGUUAUUGCUACAAGUUUGUUUCUCAGCCAAAGACUUGGAUUGAUGCUGAGUUGCACUGCCGAACGCUGGCUCCUGGUGGUCAUCUUGCUUCCAUACACUGGGAGGAGCAGAAUCGUAUUAUUGCAGAGAAAUUCUCUCAAAGAGAACGAACUUGGAUUGGUUUCAACGAUAUCUACAAGGAGAACUCUUUUCUCUGGACUGAUGGAUCUUCAUCAGAUUUUACUCAUUGGGCCAAGAACCAACCCGAUAACUCUCAUGGUAAAGAACACUGUGUGCAUUUCUUUGCAUGGAAACCUGAUUGGAACGAUCUGCCUUGUGAUUCAAAAUUGUGUUUCCUUUGCUCCUACAAACUGCCGUCUCCCUGCUGCGAGUGAAAGAAUCUAUCGCUGCUCCAUGGAUCCUGUCUGGGAGUGAAUG